AUGGAGAAUAAACCGCAUGUGCGACUACCGAGUGCCGGUCAAGGGCGAGCCGAUAUAUCGAAAAAUACGCCGAAUAGGGGAGGGUAAUAGUUUUCCUACGUUUUCUUUUCAACGAACUGAUUUUUUAAAGAGAUUUUUCCAUUAGCGACUUUGAAAUCGGAAGACCGCUCGGGAAAGGAAAGUUCGGCAGCGUUUAUCUGGCCAGAACAAAAAAGGGACACUUUCACUGUGCCGUCAAAGUGAGUUGCACUUGUCAUCUACUUGCUCAAUUGCAAUUCCUAGAUUCCAGGUUCUUUUCAAAUCCCAAUUGAUUUCUGGAGGUGUCGAACACCAGCUGGAACGCGAAAUUGAAAUUCAGUCUCAUCUGCAUCACCCAAAUAUCAUACGACUUCACACAUACUUCUGGGAUGCCAAGAAAAUCUAUUUGGUGCUGGAGUACGCACCGGGCGGCGAAAUGUACAAGCAACUGACGACGCAGCGCAGGUUCCCGGAGACGUUGGCCGCAAAGUAUAUGUACGAAAUUGCGGACGCCCUCAGUUACUGCCACAGAAAAAACGUGAUUCAUCGAGAUAUCAAGCCAGAAAAUCUGUUGAUUGGGGCGAACGGAGAACUCAAAAUCGGAGAUUUCGGAUGGAGUGUCCAUGCGCCUUCAAACAAGUAUGUUUUUUUUUAUUAUUCAAAAUUGUAACGUGAAAACAUUUCAGGCGCCAGACGAUGUGUGGAACGAUGGACUAUCUGCCUCCAGAGAUGGUCAGUGGGCAGUCUCACACUGCCGCUGUCGAUUUGUGGGCGAUCGGCGUCUUGUGUUACGAAUUUCUAGUUGGAAAGCCACCUUUCGAGCACGAACACCAGAAAGACACUUACGAUGCUAUCAAGGUGGCGAGAUUCACUUACCCUGAUCAUGUGAAGAAGGGUGCUCGUGAUUUGAUCGGCAGGCUUCUCGUGGUUAACGCCGCGCAAAGACUUUCGCUGGAAGGGGUCAGUUUUCUGUGUAAUCCUUAUAAUUUCGAAACUUCCUUCCAGGUUAUGAAUCAUUACUGGAUCCAGUCAAUGAUGGAAACGAGGCAGAAGGCCGAAAAGCAGCAAAAACAAGAGAAAGAAGCCAGUCUCCGCAACUAUUAG
This is a messenger RNA of Caenorhabditis sp. 36 PRJEB53466, 1122 nucleotides long. NCBI's taxonomy places the organism in Eukaryota, Metazoa, Nematoda, Chromadorea, Rhabditida, Rhabditidae. The record is from the annotation of a GenBank genome assembly.